Messenger RNA from Effrenium voratum, 1628 nucleotides. Lineage: Eukaryota; Dinophyceae; Suessiales; Symbiodiniaceae. The record is from the annotation of a GenBank genome assembly.
AGCGUUUGGCCCGAGUCUGGGGGAAAGCGCGCAAUGGGCUCCGGGACACUGGAGGCGCCCCAGGGCCUGCCAACCUCAGUCUUCCUGGGGUUGGCGGGCUGCGGGGGCUUCCUCUCUGCCUCCGGCGCGAACGUCUUGGCCUGGUCCGCCCACCAGCAACGACGCGGGCAGGCAUGGACCCGGGUUCAAAGCGCCGGAUUCGUGGUGGCCUGCACGUUGCUCAACGUCUCAGGCAUCGCCAUGUUUGCGGCCUCGACCGCCCUGGGCGGGGCGGUGGCGACGGUGAUGCCAGUGCAGACGGGCGCCAACCUGCUGGGGAACAUGUUCUGGCAGAGCAUGCUGGGCCUGAAGUUCUACGACAAGAGCAUGCGCGUCGGGACCAUCGUCCUGAUCUGCGCGGUGGCGGAGCUUUCAGAGAUCGGGCCCCAGGAGCCUCCGGACCUGCCAGUGGAAGAGCUGCUGACGCACCCGGUGGCCAUCACCUGGGCCAUGGUCAUGGUGAUCUUGGCCUUUGUGUCCCUCUACGGAAUGUUCAAGACAAUGCAUCUUGAGAUGGACUCCCCGGUGAAGCUGACGCUCUACGCGUCCAUGGUGACCUUUACGACUGUGGUCGGAGCCUCGAUCGGCAAGCUCUUUGGGCUGGUGAAGGGCCCGGCACUCGCUCUGGCUUUCACUGUGUAUUUCUUGGACGGCGUGCUGUGCAUGGCGGGCACCGUCAUGGCAAAUGCCCAGUGCGACGUGGCGAUUUUCGUGCCGCUGCAGCUUUCCUCGCAGCUGGUGGUGAAUAUGAUUACAGGCUACCUGGUGUGGGGCGAUGCGAAGUACAUUGAACAUCCGGUGUCAUACAUUUUGGUAUACUUCCUCUGCGUCAUGGGCGUGUAUCUGAACAGCCCGACCAUGGACUUGGUAGGGGGUAUGCUGCAAUGGUACUUCAUUCGCAGAAGUUCCCUGUCGGGCGGGAGGGCGACGAGCAGCUUUGGCAAGGGCGUGCUGGGACUCUUGGAGAGCUGGCGACAGAAGGCGGACAACUCGCCGGCGCUCAUGCAGGAGCGGCAGCGCCAGCUGGUGACGGUGCUCACGGUGGGCCUGGAGACGGGGUCCAUAAAGCAGCCGGAGAUUGUGGAGCUGGUCAUGCUCCUGAUGCGCGAGAGGGAGUACGGGCCCAGCCCCGCGGUGAUUUACUGGCUGGAGCACAACCUGGGCCUCUUCCGCUACUACGUGGCCAGGGAUCCCGGCUUCAAGGACAUGUUCCGCCAGACGCUCUCACUGGAGGAUGAAAGGAGGUUGGUCGAGUUGGAGGAGGCGCUGAAGCCGCGAGAGGCGGCGGCCUCCUUCACCUCCACAGUCUCCGACAACGCCCUGAUGCUCACAGGCUCCGGCAUCUCCUUAGACACGCGGAACGUGGCUGCCCACCACGCCAGGCUUCUGGACCCGUGAGGGAGAAAGUGGACACGUGACUUAGGAUCGAAUGGUCACGUCUCCGGAGCCUCCCGCCAAGCGGGAGCUCGGGAGCUGUCGAGUUCACCUCCGUGACAGUCACGAUCGCUUCAAUGCAGGCGUCUGCGCAGGGCGAAGGGGGCGGUUGGGUUAUUGGAUGACGCUGCAAGAGUGUCACCGGCUUGCGUGGU